Messenger RNA from Trachymyrmex cornetzi, 340 nucleotides. RefSeq names its product WW domain-binding protein 11-like. Gene Ontology annotation, cellular component: spliceosomal complex. The record is from RefSeq and is a predicted model, not a curated record. NCBI's taxonomy places the organism in Eukaryota, Metazoa, Arthropoda, Insecta, Hymenoptera, Formicidae. The transcript has 3 exons. Gene Ontology annotation, biological process: RNA processing. The annotation marks the transcript as partial.
AGAACGCGGAGUACUCGGUGCCCUGUUUUCUUUGAGUCAACGUAAAUAAAGUUGAAAUUUUACGAAAGUUGAUUGAACGCGUUGUUAUUCCGACCGUUAGGAAACAUUUUUUUUCAUUCUGUGAAAAAUGGGGCGCCGUUCGAUCAAUACCACAAAAAGUGGGAAAUACAUGAAUCCCACUGAUCAAGCGCGAAAGGAAGCGCGUAAAAAAGAAUUAAAAAAGAAUAAGAAGCAACGACAAUUAGUAAGAGCGGCUGUUUUGAAAGGCAAAGAUCCAGCGCAGAUUAUUGAAGAAAUGGAGAAGAUUGAUCAGAUGGAGUAUAACGUAAUGCAACCACCU